AUGUCGCUAGAUGCACUUCGUCUUGUCUCUGAAUAUUUGACGCCGGCUAGUCGUAUAAACCUAGCACGAGUUAAUGCCUCCACAGGAGAAGCUCUUUCAAGAUGGGAAGACGUCCAUAGUGUGCUAUUUGACGACACAAAAGUCGUCAUGGCAGGAGAAGUAUUUCGUCAUCAAAUUGAAACUGGAACAGACCUGGUAAAAGAAGUUGACUUUGAUUCCUAUCUACUUUCUGGUUAUAUAGAUGUUUCAAGAGGACUAUUACAUACGCUCAAGAAGAUUUUACGUCAUAUUAUGCCGCUUUCCAUAGAAUGA
Molecule: messenger RNA, 312 nt
Organism: Strongylus vulgaris
Lineage: Eukaryota; Metazoa; Nematoda; Chromadorea; Rhabditida; Strongylidae
Source: the annotation of a GenBank genome assembly